This is a messenger RNA of Musca vetustissima, 1759 nucleotides long. RefSeq names its product pre-mRNA-processing factor 17. Bases 1 to 1758 code for a protein of 585 amino acids. Gene Ontology annotation, molecular function: protein binding; mRNA binding. Lineage: Eukaryota; Metazoa; Arthropoda; Insecta; Diptera; Muscidae. Gene Ontology annotation, cellular component: catalytic step 2 spliceosome. The transcript is spliced from 3 exons. Gene Ontology annotation, biological process: mRNA splicing, via spliceosome. The record is from RefSeq and is a predicted model, not a curated record.
AUGUUAGGAAUACAAAAUUAUGGAAGUUCCUCGGAAGGAGAACAUUCCGACAAUGAAGAAAAACCAAAAGCAGAUGAUAAAAAUACAACUACAAAAACAGCAGAGAAGGAAAAGAAGCAAGAAGUACCAGAUUACCUCAAACCAAUUGAUCCAAAGUUGUCGGUGGCGAAAUCAUUGGCGGUAUGUGCCGCUCCUGAAGUUGUACCCAUGGGCACUGCAGCUGUACAGCGUACUAUAGAUCCCACCGUUAAAGAAGUUGAAUAUAAUCCACGUUAUGAAGAGUUGUUCGCACCCGUUAAGGGGCCAGAAAAUCCCGAUUUGACACAACAGAUGAAAGCACCACGCAAUACAUUGGCGGGUUAUGUGGAAAAGGCACACAUCAAUGCAUUUGAAUUUGAAAAUCAGCGAAGAACUUUUCACACAUACGGCUAUGCCUUAGAUCCUUCGGUAGAUGAAGAGGCGGAUGGACGAUCAUUUGUUGGUGACUUACAGUCGGCCUAUGAUGACGAUGGCAAGACGGUGUUUGAGGCACCCAAGCCAAAGAAGAAACGAAAACAGGAGAAAAACGAUAAUCCCGAGGAUAUUGAAGGUUUUCUUGGUCCAUGGGGUCAGUAUAAAGAUGAACAACGGGUGGCCAAACCAAAUGAACAGGAAAAGGCGGAAUUGGAGGAGAUUUUGUCCAAAAGACACAGGCGUAACAGAAUACCCGAAGAUAAACCAUUGGAAGAGAAAUCUAUAUUGCACAUCAAAGAUGCUUAUGACUACCAGGGCCGAUCAUAUCUACAUGCUCCACAUGAUCUGGACGUGAAUUUGCGAACAGGCGCACCACCAACAAAAUGUUUCUUACCCAAAGCUCACAUACACACGUGGACGGGUCACACAAAAGGCAUCUCGGCAAUACGUUGGUUUCCAAAGACAGCACAUUUGCUACUAUCUGGAUCUAUGGAUUGUCGUGUUAAGCUGUGGGAAGUCUAUGGCGAACGUAGAUGUAUACGCACAUUUAAUGGCCAUCGUCAGGCAAUUAAGGAUAUUGCAUGGAAUAAUAAGGGUACAAAAUUCCUAUCCGCCUCAUAUGAUCGUUACAUUAAGCUAUGGGAUGCAGAAACGGGAGAAGUUGUUUCCCGUUUUACAGCCCGUAAAAUGCCAUUCUGCGUUAAAUUCCAUCCGGAUAAUACGAAGCAGCAUUUGUUUGUAGCCGGUACAUCGGAUAAGAAAAUUAUUUGUUGGGACACACGAAGCGGUGACAUUGUCCAAGAAUACGAUCGUCACUUGGGUGCUGUCAAUACAAUUACCUUCGUCGAUGAAAAUCGUCGCUUUGUUACUACCUCCGAUGACAAAUCUAUGCGCAUUUGGGAAUGGGAUAUACCGGUGGAUAUGAAAUAUAUUGCCGAUCCUACUAUGCAUUCCAUGCCCGCCGUAACAUUAGCACCAAAUGGCAAAUGGUUAGCUUGCCAGAGUUUAGAUAAUAAAAUUGUAAUAUUCUCGGCGUUGAAUCGUUUUAAAAUGAACCGGAAAAAAACAUUUACUGGUCAUAUGGUAUCCGGUUAUGCGUGUCAAUUGGAUUUCUCGCCGGACAUGAGUUAUUUGGUAUCGGGAGAUGGUGAUGGUAAAUGUUAUAUCUGGGAUUGGAAGACAUCCAAAAUGUACAAAAAAUGGCAAGCACAUGAAGGUGUUUGCAUUAGCACGCUAUGGCAUCCGCAUGAGGCGAGUAAAGUUGCAACAGCCGGUUGGGAUGGUUUAAUUAAAUUUUGGGAUUGAA